This is a messenger RNA of Menidia menidia (Atlantic silverside), 2653 nucleotides long. Lineage: Eukaryota; Metazoa; Chordata; Actinopteri; Atheriniformes; Atherinopsidae. The record is from the annotation of a GenBank genome assembly.
ACCGAGAAGGAACAUGAUGAUCGCUGAUUUCACAAGCAUAGUUCUAAUAUGGUUCCUGCCACUGACAGUAGGCGGGGCGGUCACAUCUGGUCAGCGCAACGACUUGGCUAACGGGACUAUGGCUCAGGUGACCCGAGAACAGUUCGGUCACGGCCAGCUGACAACUCAGGACACGUCCAUCUCAAACCCACCUACGGAGACUGCGGCUAUUGACGUCACAACAUCUACCUGGGAUGUUGCAGAUUCACCUGAGGGAACCAACGGCAGCGGUUCCUUGCCAAAAACAACCCCGGCAUUGCCUCCUGUGACCUCAACAUUGAAAACCCGAAGCGCGGUGAACGGCUCAGCAGGCACAGUGCAAGUAGGAACCGAACCUGUGACGUUUACAACGGAGGUUCCACCUGUCAACGCCACCGACCCAACCGGGCCUUCAUCUGUACCUCCAGUGCCAAGCAACUCUACCCAAACCGGAGACACAGGACAUAUGUCAACCACUGAACUGGGUAGAGAAAAAAGCACGUCUUCGUCUACGUCUCAGUCACGCUUGACGACGCUCAUCUCCACAGCAACUGCGUCCGUUAAGGCUGACGACGGCAGGUCUACGAGUACAGAAUCAGUGACUGGGGUUAACACCGUCAAUGGGUCAAUGGGUUCACGCACAACUUCGGCCGGAAAGACAGUGUCGCACCUCACCAACGCAAAGAAGCCACGAAACGCCAAAACGAGAUCCAAUGACGGCAAAGCAGUGGCAGGGAUAAUAGGGGGGGCCCUGGCCCUGAUGAUGGUGGGAUUUCUGGCCAUUUACAUAAAGAAGCGGAAGCUUCAGAAGCAGCAGAUAACAACCACGGACUGGGCUGGUCCGACACCAUUUCUGAUGGCUGGAAACGAUAACGGCCAAGUCAGUCUUAGGUCGUCCAAUCGGAUUUCUCUGGCCAGUUUUCUGCCUCAGAGACUGUCCAAGCGGCUGUCCCUGCUGCCGGAAUGUGACGAAGAGUUACAAGACAUGACGGUGGGCGUCACAUUUGGAGGUAAAACACAAGGGGACGCAUCUGUAGAAGUAAGCAAAGAGCCAUCUGGGACCAUUCCAACCGUUACGGCAACGGAGAAAGCGGCAGAGAAAGUUGAAAAAUCGGCCUCGGAGACACCUCUCGAAAUUAACAACAUUCCGUCCACAAAUAAUUCCCACGCAGGUAACCAGACACAAGACAAUUCUGGGAAUCCCUCCAAUGCGUUGGGAAAACAGGGAAAACAGGAAAAAGAGGAAGAAAAACAAACCAUGCCCGUGCCGACAUGUUCUGCCUCUCUGCUCCUCCUGCUGCUGCUGCUGGGUGGGCUUCUGGGAGGUUGGGUGCUGUCCAUCUGUCCUGCCGUGUGCACCUGCAGCGGGGGUCACAGAGUGGUGGACUGCUCUUCCAGGGGACUGACCAAGCUACCGCCCGGUCUGCAGCACAACAUCCGCUUUCUCAACCUGUCCUUCAACAGUUUGCAGAGCCUCGACAGCCAGCUGAGCCACUACGCCCACCUGCGGACCCUGGACCUGUCCUACAACCGGCUGAUGAGUCUGCCCCCCGCCCUGCCCCGCUCGCUGUGGGACAUGCGCGUGGUCGGCAACCACCUCCGCUCGCUGGACAAGAACGACACGGCUUACCACUGGAACCUCCGAAUCCUGGACUUGUCGGACAACGAGCUGGACCGAGUGGUCUUCAUCAACAACACCCUGCUGAGUCUCAAGUCGCUCAACCUGAGUCGUAACAGAUUUUGGACGGUGCCCACGAACAUGCCUCACAACCUGGAGACCGUCGACCUGUCGCACAACUACCUGGUGCAGAUCCUCCCCGGCUCGCUGGAUCGGCUUCCCAGACUGGUUAGGUUCUAUUUGCACGCCAACCGCUUCUCCUGGUUGUCGGAGGGCAUUUUCCAGAAGCUGACGGGGCUGGAGGUGAUAACUCUCGGCGAUAACCCCUGGGCUUGCGAGGAAGAGGACAACAUCACGAGGCUGCUUCGAUGGGCGGAGAGAAGCCGAGCGGUCGUGUUCGGGUGCCCCUGUUACACGAGCCCGAUCUGUGGGAAAGCCCAUCCGCCCACGACGGGGAGGGGAAGGCACUCUGCCCUGCUCACGGAGCCCCCGCUGUGGGUGGACAGCAGAGCUCAGGGGCCCGAUGGUCAGUCCCCCGCGAGGACUGCGAUCACGUCCGGUUACCACCUAAGGCCCGCGCUGUACGAAACUGCCAUUUAUGAAGACAAAGGGGGAGGCUGGACUGAAUCCGAGGACCAAGUGCUGUUGGCCUGGACAGCCUCGACGAGUUUUCAACGGUUUUCUCCACACACGAGCACAACAACCGGCCCGCAACCUUUCACGAAAAAGCCGAAGAAGGCUAACGCCAACCACAAAAAUCUCGCGGCCCUGGUCAGGAUUCAAAGCCCCACCCUGACUAUUGCAGUCAUGGCCACAUACACAGUAAUCAUACCUGGUCAUGAACUCCUCAAAUUUGGAGCUGGUCAGAUUAAGGCUGGACCAGUGAGUGUCAGCCACUGGUUUGUGUUCCGGGGGUCCCAGAUAUGCCAGCAGGGUUGCCAUCUUGUCAAAAGGUCGCCGGCCAACAGCCUUGUGAUCUCUGGAAUAUCAGAAGAUGAGAAAAAAACAACCCAUAGU